Messenger RNA from Polypterus senegalus (gray bichir), 1537 nucleotides. It is a transcript of the gene ankzf1, whose product is annotated as ankyrin repeat and zinc finger peptidyl tRNA hydrolase 1. Lineage: Eukaryota; Metazoa; Chordata; Cladistia; Polypteriformes; Polypteridae. The transcript has 10 exons. The coding region runs from base 42 to 1343 and encodes 433 amino acids. The record is from RefSeq and is a predicted model, not a curated record. Gene Ontology annotation, molecular function: nucleic acid binding; zinc ion binding.
AAAAUAACAGCUAUAACCGUAAUGAAGAAUAUGUGACAAGGAUGUCACAGUUUCCAGAGUGUAGGUCUUUGUUUGAUUUGGAUCCUACACUUUUAGAUGGUCUGAAGGAGGUUGCUUCAAUCCACAAUGCUCCUGUGUCCAAUGGAAAAUGUGUAAAGAAGGAAGAAAUGACUGAAAAGGAGUCCCACAGUAAUGAUCAUAAGAGUAAUUUGGAAGUUGUUGCAGAAGUGUCCAGAAAAAUGCAGUGCUCUGCUUGCCAGUGUUCUUUUGACAGUCGACAGCAACAGGUUGAACACUACAAGACAGACUGGCACAGAAAAAACCUGAGGCAGCGGCUUGAAGGAAAGCCAUCAAUAUCUGCUGAGGAGUUUAAGACAAAGCCAAAUGCAGGUGACCUUUCAAGCAUUUAUCACUCAAAUAUUGAUAACAGUCCCUCUGAUGAAGAUGGGGGAUAUUCAGUGAAUGUGGAGAGUGCUAUAGCUGAUACCAGUGCCAAUUCAGAUACCAAGAGCCCUGCAAAAUGCUUAUCUGGUCAAGUGUUAUUCCAGAAUAGCAGAGGACAGUAUUUGUCUUUCUAUCGCUGCAUACUACUCAAUUGGAAGGACAAUAGUGCUUCAGAUGUGUCUGCUUAUCUCCGCAUGCUUACCAAGAACACUGUUUGGGUGAUUCUGAUGACAGGAGGUGGUCACUUUGCUGGAGCUGUAUUCCAAGGGAAACAAAUUCUCCAUCACAAGACUUUUCAUCGCUAUACAGUGAGAGCAAAGUGUGGCAAAGCACAAGUUGUACGGGAUUCUCAGAAACAUGGUAUAAUACCCAAAUCAGCUGGUGCUACUUUACGGCGGUAUAAUGAAACAGCACUUGCAAAGGAUAUUCAUAAUUUGCUUCAGAGGUGGUCAGAGCAUCUAAAACUUGCCAGUAUAAUCUUCUUACGAGCGUCCAGCUACAACCAAUGCUUUUUCUUUGGUGGAAAGACCCCUGCAUUAAAAAAGGGUGACCCACGUAUCCAAAAAAUUCCUUUUCCUUCAUUACAAGCCACCUUCCGGGACACCCAGAGAGUCCAUUGCAUGCUGUCCACUGUUCAUAUUUAUGAGAAAGACAUCGAAACCUCCCUCAUAGGUUUUUCAAAGGCAACUUGGAAAAAUCUGCCCAAACCAUCAGAGAAGGCUGAUGCAGACUGCAAGGACAAUUUGGAAACUGACGAAAGUACUGAAGAUGAUGAUCCUGUGUUUGAGACAAUAGACGUCAGUGUGUCAACUCUUCAUUUGAAGGAAUACGAAAUAUAUCCCCACAACAAACAAAGGAAGAAGAAAAAGAAAAAUUAUCUGACUAAUAGUAAUAGUUAAAUAAAGAAAUUGUGCAUAUAACUAAAUAUUAAUGGCCUUUUUUGAAGCACUAAAAUAAAAAUCAUCUCACCAGAAGGGCAAGAUGGCCUACACCAGGCCUAGAUGACAUAUACUCUAGAGACUGCAAAAAUGUGCAUUUUUAUUUAUAUGUACUUUACAGUAUUUUACAAUAAAAGUUAACUUAAUAAAAUUUA